This is a messenger RNA of Hibiscus syriacus, 1891 nucleotides long. RefSeq names its product G2/mitotic-specific cyclin S13-7-like. Lineage: Eukaryota; Viridiplantae; Streptophyta; Magnoliopsida; Malvales; Malvaceae. The record is from RefSeq and is a predicted model, not a curated record. Gene Ontology annotation, biological process: mitotic cell cycle phase transition; regulation of cyclin-dependent protein serine/threonine kinase activity. The coding region runs from base 66 to 1517 and encodes 483 amino acids. The transcript is spliced from 6 exons. Gene Ontology annotation, molecular function: cyclin-dependent protein serine/threonine kinase regulator activity. Gene Ontology annotation, cellular component: centrosome; nucleus; cytoplasm.
CAUAUUCUCUAAAAUCCAUAAGAGAAAGGCGAAAGAGAAAAUCGAGAGUGGAGAGAUUGACGAAGAUGGCUUCAAGACCCAUUGUUCCUCAACAAGCCAGAGGCGAUGCCGGAGUUGGAGGCGCCGGAGUAGCAGUUCACAAGCAGACGAAGAAAAACGCGGCGCCCGGAGAUGGGAGGAGCCGCCGUGCGUUGGGGGAUAUCGGGAAUGUGGUGAACGUUCGAGGAGUGGUUGUUGAUGGAAAACCCCAGCAGCAGAUUCGUCGUCCACUCACCAGAUCUUUUUGCGCUCAAUUACUUGCCAAUGCCCAAGCUGUCGCAGCCGCCGAGAAGAACAAGAAAAAUGUAUGCGUUAAUGUGGAAAAAGCUCCUGUUCUUGAUGGAGUGCCUAAAAGAGGUGCUGCCGCUGCACCGAAGGCUAUUCAAAAGAAACCGGCUGCUAAGCCCUUGCCGGCGACGGCAAAAGUAAUCGAAAUCAGUCCAGAUGUCGAAGAAGAGGUGGAAGUAAAGGAAGAGAAGGUAAAGGAGGAGAAGAAGAAAGAUGAGGUUGAAGUGAAGAAUAAUAAGAAAGUAACUGAAGGGGCGAGAUCAUCCAAGAAAAAGCAACAUACUUUUUCUUCAGCCCUUACUGCAAGAAGCAAGGCUGCUCAUGGAAUUGCAAACAAGCCAAAGGAGCAGAUUGUUCUUGACAUUGAUGAAGCAGAUGCUAAUAACCACUUGGCAGGUGUGGAAUAUGUUGAAGAUAUCUACAAGUUCUAUAAAUCUGUUGAGAACGAGAGCAGGCCAAAUGACUAUAUGCACUUGCAGACUGAUAUCAAUGAGAAGAUGAGGGCAAUUCUCAUCGAUUGGCUGAUUGAUGUUCAUCAAAAGUUUGAGCUUUCACCGGAAGCUCUCUAUCUUACCGUCAAUUUGAUCGAUCGGUUCCUAUCGGUGAAAGUCGUUCCGGGGAGGGAACUACAACUGCUUGGCAUGAGUGCCAUGCUUAUUGCCACCAAAUAUGAAGAAAUCUGGCCCCCUGAGGUCAAUGAUCUAGUAUGCAUUGCAGACAGAACUUACACUCGUGAACAAAUACUUUUGAUGGAGAAAACUAUACUGGGAAGGAUGAAAUGGACUUUGACAGUCCCUACGCACUAUGUAUUCCUCGCUCGGUUCAUCAAGGCGUCGAUCCCGGAUCUGAAAAUGGAAAACAUGGUAUACUUCCUAGCUGAAUUGGGGAUAAUGCACUAUGAGACCAUUCGAUUCUGCCCAUCUAUGGUUGCUGCCUCAGCCGUGUAUGCUGCUCGAUGCACUCUAAACAAGACACCGACUUGGACCGACACGCUCAAGUUCCACACCGGUUACUCGGAGCCACAGCUCGUGGAUUGUGCCAAGCUGCUGGCUUAUUUUCAUUCCAAAGCUUCUGAGAGUAGGCUUCAGGUUGUGUAUAAGAAGUACUCGAGCUCUCUACGAGCAGGCGUCGCGUUGUUUCCGCCAUCCAAGUAUCUAUUAUGUGCUGAAAGCAGGCUACAGGUUGCUUAGAUUUAGAUUAGGAUUUCUGGAAACUAAUUCCUGCGUUUCUUCCAGUGAAACAUUGAUUUGUUGUCAUUAAGUAGGUAUUCAUUGAAAGCUGGCUUAUUUUCAUUCCAAAGCUUCUGAGAGUAGGCUUCAGGUUGUGUAUAAGAAGUACUCGAGCUCUCUACGAGGAGCCGUCGCGUUGUUUCCGCCAUCCAAGUAUCUAUUAUGUGCUGAAAGCAGGCUACAGGUUGCUUAGAUUUAGAUUAGGAUUUCUGGAAACUAAUUCCUGCGUUUCUUCCAGUGAAACAUUGAUUUGUUGCCAUUAAGUAGGUAUUCAUUUGAAGUGUUCGGAUUUCAGAAUUAUAUUUGUUGGUGAAUGAAAUUGUUUAUUAAGGCCA